UAGGAGACAGAGGAGGCAGACAGAAAGGCUACAAAGAAAGUAACAACAAAGGAUUUUAACCAGCUCUGGAAAUACACCAGUGCUCUAUUACCUCUCUUUCUCUCCUUUUCUUAUUUUUUUAAUAUACAUAUAUUUUAGCUUUCCUUCUUCUUCUUCUUCCUUCUCUUCUUCUUCUUCUUCUUCUCCAUUCACCUUAUUUUUUUGUAGAAGCAUGUCGGUAUCUGGGAAAAAGGAGUUUGAUGUGAAGCAGAUCCUAAGGCUGCGUUGGAGGUGGUUCAGCCACCCCUCUCAGGGCUCUGCAGGCUCUGGUGGCUGCCUGCAGCAGGAAGGAUAUGAGCACAGGGGGACACCGGUUCACAAUAGGUUGAAAAGCCACUCACGGGACAGGAAUGGACUAAAGAAAAACAGCAGCCCUGUCCAUAACAUACUGGCACCAGUGCCAGGUCCAACCCCUGCAUACAAUCGAUCCAUCCAGUCCUGGCAGCAACAAAACAUCAUUGAAAAUUUUCAGGCAAGCGAGGAUAUUCCAAAGCCUGGCACUGAGGAGAAACUGGCGAAGGAAGAAGAGAGCAAGGGUGCUGAGGAGGUGCAGGCAAUCCCAGAGGAGCACCCUGAGGCUGCCACUGACAGGCUUCACGUCACAUGCAGCUCUCCUAAUAGAAUGAACGCCAGUGGUUCAGAUGAGUAUUUUCAGUCUUUGAACCAUGCUGAACAGACAUUUCGCAAAAUGGAAAACUACCUCCAACAAAAGCAACUAUGUGAUGUUCUACUGAUCGCCGGAAACCUUAAAAUCCCAGCGCACAGGUUGGUCUUAAGCGCAGUGUCAGAUUACUUUGCUGCGAUGUUUACUAAUGAUGUGCGGGAAGCAAAAGAGGAAGAGAUAAAAAUUGAAGGUGUGGACCCAGAUGCACUAAAGGCUCUUGUACAUUAUGCCUAUACAGGGGUUUUAGAACUUAAAGAAGACACUAUUGAGAGCUUGCUAGCGGCAGCGUGUCUCCUCCAGCUAUCCCAAGUUAUUGAUGUUUGCUGUAAUUUCCUGAUGAAGCAGCUUCAUCCCUCCAACUGUUUAGGGAUUCGCUCAUUUGGAGAUGCACAAGGCUGCGUGGAGCUCCUGAGAGUGGCCCACAGCUAUACAAUGGAACAUUUUAUUGAAGUUAUACGCAAUCAAGAGUUUCUCCUCCUGCCAGCAAGUGAAAUAGCAAAGCUGCUUUCUAGUGAUGACAUCAAUGUUCCAGAUGAAGAAACAAUAUUUCAAGCUUUAAUGCAGUGGGUCAAGCAUGACAUUCAGUGUCGACAAAGAGAUCUGGGAAUGUUGCUUUCCUACAUUAGGUUACCCUUACUUCCUCCACAGUUACUUGCAGAUCUUGAAAACAGCCCAAUGUUUGCAAAUGACUUGGAAUGCCAGAAAUUUCUUAUGGAAGCAAUGAAGUACCAUCUUCUACCAGAGAGGAGAUCAAUGAUGCAGAGUCCCAGGACUAAACCAAGAAAGUCAACUGUGGGAGCCCUCUAUGCUGUAGGUGGAAUGGAUGCUACAAAAGGUGCUACUACAAUUGAAAAAUAUGAUCUGAGGACAAACAGCUGGAUACAAAUUAGUACAAUGAAUGGAAGACGUCUUCAGUUUGGAGUUGCAGUUAUUGACAAUAAGCUAUAUGUCGUUGGUGGGAGAGAUGGUUUAAAAACCUCAAAUACAGUGGAAUGUUUUAAUCCAGUAACCAAAGUGUGGUCCAUAAUGCCCCCAAUGUCAACUCACAGACAUGGCUUAGGAGUUGCUGUUUUGGAAGGGCCAAUGUAUGCAGUUGGUGGCCACGAUGGAUGGAGCUACCUUAACACUGUAGAACGAUGGGACCCCCAAGCACGACAGUGGAAUUAUGUUGCCAGUAUGUCAACUCCUAGAAGCACAGUAGGGGUGGCAGCACUAAAUAGCAAAUUAUAUGCUGUGGGAGGAAGAGAUGGCAGCUCUUGCUUAAAAUCCAUGGAAUGCUUCGAUCCCCACACAAACAAAUGGAGUAUGUGCUCUCCAAUGUCAAAAAGAAGAGGAGGCGUUGGAGUAGCAACAUACAAUGGUUUUCUAUAUGCAGUUGGAGGCCAUGAUGCUCCAGCUUCAAAUCAUUGCUCUAGACUAUCUGAUUGUGUUGAAAGGUACGAUCCCAAAACGGAUAACUGGACGAUGGUGGCCCCUUUGAGCAUACCUAGAGAUGCAGUUGGAGUUUCUCCUCUAGGAGACAGGCUGUAUGCUGUGGGUGGAUAUGAUGGACAAUCUUACCUUAACAUUGUUGAAUCAUAUGAUGCACAAACCAAUGAAUGGACACAGGAUGUUUCCCUUAAUAUCGGGAGAGCUGGGGCGUGUCUUGAAGUAAUUAAGUUGCCAUGACAAGUUUUCCUUCAAAAUGGCACAAAAAUGGCACAAAGGAGGACACUAAACCUAACACAUUCUGUGCAAGUUAUCUUCUCUGUGAACAUUGGCUUUAAAGUUAAUGUAGUGGUGGAAAUAUCAAAAAGACAUUGAUCUGCAGAAGUGUACAUAUGUAAUUUCUGUUGAUACUUGUUAUAUAUAACCUGUGCCAAAACUUUAAUUCCAAAAACACCAUGGUUAUAUAGUGAAAGGUUUGACACAGUAUGCAUUCUAGAUAAUACCAAAAUUUAGUCUUUGCAAAUAUAUUUAUGUACCAUCUCGAAAGAUGAUUAGUAUGAAAGGCUUCUAUUUUAAUAUUUCACAUUCUGUUAUAUAACUAGUGCAAAUAUUUUUUAAAAAGAACAAAAGUUGAAAAAUGUGUAGAACCAAGUAGAAAGUUCAAUUAAAAUAUGACUACCCCUUUAUUUUAUUACAUGAUGGGUUUUUUUCUAAAAAAAAAAGUUACUAACAUUAAACAUCAUAGAUGUGUUUCUCAUUUUGGUGCUUGAUAUUUUUAGUACUGAAAGCAGUUAUACUGAGGCACAAUAGAAAAAACUUUCAAUAAAAAAAAGACCAUACAUUUAAGUCUGCAAAACAACAGACUAAAUGCAACUUUUGCAUGUCCUCUUGGUUGUGAUCUUUUGUUUGUAAAUAUGUGCUUUAAUGAUAUGCUUUUGAGCCCUAAUGUCCUAUCUCUGGUAUAAAAAUCAAUGUUCAUCAACAGCCACUGAAAUGAAAAAGCUGUAAAAAUGUCAAACACUUUGCACUGAAUAUGAAAAAUAUAAUUACUUCUUGUUCAGGUGGAAGACUAAACAAUGUAUACAAAACACAGUCUCUUUGGCCUAAACUUUGCAUGACCUUGCUUGAAGGAGAUUUCUUUACUUCAGGAAGUUGCAAACUCACAUUAUAAUAACAAAGAAGACAGGCUUACAAUUGUAUUUCCUCUAUUUUUUUUUUUUUGUUUGUUUAGACAGUAGAAAAAUGAAGAUCCUCAUAAAACUUAAGCAUAUUAUCUUUUUCUAUAUUUAACUGGUUAAGUAAACACUUUGAGAUAAUGUUAUGUUUGGAAAGGCAGCUGGUAUUUGUGGGAAUUUGUAACUACUUAAAAAGAUAAAGAUUUUUUUUUUAUAAUUAUUUACAAUAAAAGGCGGUUUUGGGCUCAGGAGCUUCUUUGCAAUGAAAAGUAUUGUUGGAAAAAAAA
Messenger RNA from Xenopus tropicalis (tropical clawed frog), 3593 nucleotides. It is a transcript of the gene klhl4, whose product is annotated as kelch like family member 4. The transcript is spliced from 11 exons. Lineage: Eukaryota; Metazoa; Chordata; Amphibia; Anura; Pipidae. Bases 212 to 2371 code for a protein of 719 amino acids. Gene Ontology annotation, cellular component: cytoskeleton. The record is from RefSeq and is marked provisional.